AUGGCGGUGCUGCCAGAAGUACCUGUGACGACGGAAGAUGUGAGGAUCGAAGAUAUUCAACUAUGCGGAUCUGAUAACCAGACUCCAGAAGAAAUUGAACGACUUAGCCAAAAGAUCUGGAAGUUCCGACAUCUCUUGAUCGGUAAGGGAAAUGCCCUUCCGCCGGCGGCUAGAGGCGUCGUGUGCGAUAUCGAUGUCGGGGGAGCGAGACCUAUCGCCCUCAAGUGCCGUAAGUUGCGGAUCCAGUUCAGAGAGAAGGUCGCAGACCUGGUCAAGGGACUAUUGUCUGCCAAGAUGACCAACUAUUCUAGAUCACCAUGGGCUUCCCCAAUCGUGGUGAUCAUCAAGAAGAAUGGGGUGGAUAUCAGGCUAUGCAUCGAUUAUCGGUUGGUUAAUAGUCUGACACAACUGAUGGUAUACCCAAUGCCCUUGAUCAACGAUCUACUCAAAGAUCUGGAGUCGACACUGUGGUACUGCUCCUUGGACAUGGCAAGUGGAUUUUGGGUAGUGAAAAUGAUGGAUCGUGCUCGGUUGAUCUCGGCUUUUAUCACUUCCUUUGGGUUAUUUGAGUGGAAUCGAAUGCCUUUUGUCUUGAAGAAUGCGCCCAAGAUAUAUCAACGUAUGAUCGACAACGCGCUAUAUGGGUUCACCCGGAUCCCGAAGUCUGAAGAUCACGGAAGUGCUUUGGAUGUGUUCGAGGACGGGGAACCGGCGGAUCCGGGCAAGCCUUCGGUGCUUGGUCGCAGAUCAUAUAUCGAUGACAUCCUGAUUCCCGUCGAUAACUGGGAUCAACUAUGUGACCGAGUCGAGGGGUUGCUCGAAGCAUGUGAUCAGUGGAACCUGUCGAUCAGUGUGGUUAAAAGUUUCUGGGGAAUGCCUAAGGUGGAGUACCUUGGCCAUAAGGUCUCGUAUAAUGGACUGGAGGCGAAUCCGAAAGAUCUGUCUGCAUUAACUGAUCUAGUCUUUCUAGGAUCACUCAGAGCCAUGCAAUCAUUUCUGGGAAGUCUGAACUAUUAUAGCCGAUUUAUCGAAGAGUACGCGAUCUAUGCGUCGGUUUUGUACGAAUUGCGAGAAAUCGAC
Phytophthora megakarya is the source of this 1080-nucleotide messenger RNA. NCBI's taxonomy places the organism in Eukaryota, Oomycota, Peronosporomycetes, Peronosporales, Peronosporaceae. The record is from the annotation of a GenBank genome assembly.